AUGAAAUUUUUAGGUAGAGGUAUAGUUUCAAUUACAAUUGAGAAAAAAUGUUCAACAGAUGAUGAUUGUGAUCUUGAAUUAAUGUGUAAUAUUGAAAGUCAUAUUUGUACAUGUCCUGAACCAUAUUUUUGGCGUCAAGAUAUUCGUGCUUGUUAUGGUUGUGCGCCGGGUUGGUUAAAAUUACAAACAAAUAAAUGUCUUCUAUAUGCUAUAAGUCAUUCGUCAGGUGUUACAUGGUAUGAAGCUAAGAAAACUUGCAAAUCAUUGAUUGCUCAACCAUUGGUAAUUAAUAAUGUCAAUGAAUUUAUAGCUUUGCAAGAUCAAAUUGAAUAUUUAUUAAAUGGGAAUGAUGAAUUAGCUGCUAGUCUUUAUUUUUAUCAAGGUGCAUGGGUUCAAAUAAAUAAUGAAUGGUCUGAAUUAUAUACAUGGUGUAAUAAUGAUGAAAAAGAAGAUUUUUAUGAUUGUGUACAAAUACGACAAAAUAGUAUAACAAAUACUAUCUGUCUUCAAUAUGUUUCAUGUAUUCAACAAUCUCAGUAUAUAUGUGAAGCCUCACCUCUCGCUCAAGCUGAAUUAGAAACAAAUAUAGCCGAUGCAGAACGUUCAGAUAUAAAAAAUAGAAAUGAAGAAAUCAUGAUUAGAGCUUCAACGAAAAAACCUGCUUUAACAACUAAACGUACUACUUUACGAACAACCACAAAAACAACUUCAAAGACAACACAAAAAAAACCUGGUUUGAGUAUUAAUAAUGCUGCAGAUGCUCUCACAAAUGGAAUUAAUGCUGUCGGACAAAUUUCUAAUGCACUAGGAAAUGUAUUGGGUGGAAAUACAAAUCAAAAUUCACAGCAACCAAAUGGUGAAUAG
Rotaria sordida is the source of this 864-nucleotide messenger RNA. NCBI's taxonomy places the organism in Eukaryota, Metazoa, Rotifera, Eurotatoria, Philodinida, Philodinidae. The record is from the annotation of a GenBank genome assembly.